Moesziomyces antarcticus is the source of this 276-nucleotide messenger RNA. RefSeq lists its product as uncharacterized. The record is from RefSeq and is a predicted model, not a curated record. The coding region runs from base 1 to 276 and encodes 91 amino acids. The transcript is spliced from 2 exons. NCBI's taxonomy places the organism in Eukaryota, Fungi, Basidiomycota, Ustilaginomycetes, Ustilaginales, Ustilaginaceae.
AUGAUGCCGCCGCCACACGUGCCCGUCAACGCACCAACCGAACUUGAGCUGUCGUCCAACCAUAUCAGCGCCCACUUCACGGCAGAGACGAGUGGCGGUUCUGGCUCUGUCCAGGUCAGCGGCGACGUGCGCGCUCCAAGUGGCAUUGCUCGACCCGAGCCAUGCCAUGUGGUGGAGAAGCUGUCUGCGCUGUCAGGUUCCAAAUUGAGCCGUCUUCCCGCUGGCAGGGAUCAGGGUGGUGACGCUUUGUUCGAUUCUAGCCCUUCAUCCCCCUAG